Oncorhynchus keta (chum salmon) is the source of this 860-nucleotide messenger RNA. RefSeq names its product POU Class 2 homeobox-associating factor 3-like. The record is from RefSeq and is a predicted model, not a curated record. Lineage: Eukaryota; Metazoa; Chordata; Actinopteri; Salmoniformes; Salmonidae. The transcript has 4 exons. Gene Ontology annotation, molecular function: DNA binding; POU domain binding. The coding region runs from base 291 to 860 and encodes 189 amino acids.
UGCAUAUUUGAAUAUUCAAAUGCAUACCCCACAAUCAUUGUUAAUCGUUAUGACGACAAGGUUGUACACUGUGUAUAUAUAGGAAUGACAAAACGCAGAAGUAAAUACAGAAUAAAUACAACGGACCUGUAUUUCUGGUUCACGUCUUAGCCACGUUUGGAGGUCCUACCUCGUGUUUCGUUUGUUUCCAUUGAGUGAGUUGAUCCAGCACCUUGCGCUAUCCACUGACUGAAUCCUCUACCUGAUCGGCUUUGCACUGCAUUCUUCUCAGUUUUGUGUCUCCGAGCAAAAUGUCGGGUGAAAAGCCAAAGGUCUACGAAGGUGUUCGGGUGAAGAUCACCGUAAAGGAAUUGCUGGAAAAGCGCAGAGCUCGUCAAAUGAAAUUGUCAUCGGAAUAUGCAAACUCUUGGUAUCAAGAUGCUGUUGCCACACCUUCCUUAAGUCUGGUGCCAGAGCCAAGUGCACAACCCUGGCCCUGUGAGGACAACCCCAGUGACUAUGGGACAGAGUGUCUCUCAUUAUACAGUGAUAACUUCAGCUCGGCUCAACAGACUGAACCUGCAGCAUACAGUGAACCCUGCAACUACACUCAUCAACAGCCCUGGUCCCUUGGACUUAUAUUGCACAAGGACUAUAGGGAAGGACAGGCCUCCUGGUCCUCAUUAGAGACUUGGACUCCGGCCUGCACACCAGAGAAAAUUAAUCCUUUGGACACCCAUCAUCUCCCCUCCUCACUACAAGAAUACUCAGACCCUGUGGAUCCCACUUACAUAUCGCUUAAUACAAAUGUCACUCAAUAUGAUACCUCUGUGUACUCAAACCCUACUGAAUCGACCUCUACAAUACAGUGGAUGCCCUGA